AAGAUGUGUCUUCCCCCUCCUCUGCUUCUUGGUACUUCCUCUCUGGCCAACGUAGCUGACAGCACCCAGACCUGGGGCCAGGACCCUGGAACUGGGACAGAUCUGGUAAUAGGCUACGCCACUCUGCCCCGGCCUUGGGAUUGGCACCAGCUUCCAACCAGUACGCGGCAAAGUCUGUAAGUCCUUGCAGUGGCCCCGGACGCUACAUCUUCUGCAGCACCUCCUCACUAGGUGUCAUGUUCAUCGCUCUGCUGACGAUCAUCCUCCUGUCAGUGGCACUGGUUGUGGGGCUUCCAGGCAACAGCUUUGUGGUGUGGAGCAUCCUGGUAAAGAUGCAGAAGCGCUCUGUCACUGCCUUGUUGGUGCUGAACUUGGCCCUGGCCGACUUGGCUGUAUUGCUUACUGCCCCCUUUUUCCUCCACAACGUGGCCCAACGCACCUGGGUGUUCGGACUGGCUGGUUGCCGCCUGUUUCACUAUGUCUGCGGAGUCAGCAUGUACGCCAGCGUCCUGCUGAUCACGACCAUGAGUCUGGACCGCUCGCUGGCGGUGGCCCUCCCCUUUGUGUCCCAGAAGGUUCGUACCAAGGCCGUUGCCUGGUGGGUGCUGGCAGGCAUCUGGGUGAUGUCCCUUCUGCUGGCCACGCCCGUCGUCGUGUACCGCACGGUGACCUUGGCACCGAACAACUGGAGCCUGGUGUGCUUCCUGAAGUACCCCAGCGAACGACUCAACGCCUUCCAUCUACUCUUCGAGGCCCUCACCGGCUUCCUGCUGCCCUUCCUGGUGGUGGUGGCCAGCUACUCCGACAUCGGCCGCAGGCUGCAGGCCCGGCGCUUCCGCCGCAGCCGCCGCACGGGCCGCCUGGUGGCGCUCAUCAUCCUGACCUUCGCCGCCUUCUGGCUGCCCUACCACGUGGUGAACUUGGCCGAGGCGGGACGGUUGCUGGCCGGCGGAGAGGCGGGGCCGUUGCGGAACCGGCUGCUCCUGGCGCGCUACGUGUUCAUCGCGCUGGCCUUCCUGAGCAGUAGCGUGAACCCCGUGCUGUACGCGUGCGCCGGCGGUGGCCUGCUGCGCUCGGCCGGCGUGGGCUUCGUCGCCAAGCUGCUGGAGGCCACCGGCUCCGAGGCGUCCAGCACCCGCCGCGGGGGCACCCUGGCCCAGACGGUGAGGGGCGCCCCCGCCACUCCCGAGAAUGGCACCACCGAGAACCUCACCGUCUCCAACCCUCUCCAGUGAAGCGAACUGAACUAGGUCUGGGUGGUGGUGGUGGUGGUGGUGCUGCCGCUGUUGGUGGAAGGUCGGCUUUCCUCCUGGCGGAAUGCCCCCACGUUGGCCUGGCCCAGUGCUGUACCCCUAGGAGGAGAACGCCAGUGGGGUGGAGCAGAAGAGGAGGGAGGGGCGGGGCAGGUAAGGGCCCAGUGAAAGCCUGGGGCAGCUUUGCUAUUAAAACUGAAGCCUCAAAUUGGGUCAA
Messenger RNA from Puma concolor (puma), 1470 nucleotides. RefSeq names its product leukotriene B4 receptor (gene LTB4R). Lineage: Eukaryota; Metazoa; Chordata; Mammalia; Carnivora; Felidae. The record is from RefSeq and is a predicted model, not a curated record. Gene Ontology annotation, biological process: positive regulation of cytosolic calcium ion concentration; inflammatory response; complement receptor mediated signaling pathway. Gene Ontology annotation, molecular function: leukotriene receptor activity; complement receptor activity. Gene Ontology annotation, cellular component: plasma membrane.